Molecule: messenger RNA, 1809 nt
Organism: Amblyraja radiata (thorny skate)
Lineage: Eukaryota; Metazoa; Chordata; Chondrichthyes; Rajiformes; Rajidae
Product: probable G-protein coupled receptor 19
Exons: 2
Coding region: 224-1456 (410 amino acids)
Biological process (GO): G protein-coupled receptor signaling pathway
Cellular component (GO): plasma membrane
Molecular function (GO): G protein-coupled receptor activity
Source: RefSeq, a predicted model, not a curated record
GGUAAUUUACUAAAACACAUUUUAUUCAAAGAAAAGUUUAAUAAAUGUGGGAGAGAAUGACAUGACGGCCGCCCACGUGAGUGUUCGCGACGCAAGGGAGAGGGAGAGAGGAGCUGUGGCCGGGAGACCCCGACAUCUUGUUCCAGCCGCUGGUGCACAGCAGCGGGGCCGGGGUCUGGGUCUGGGCCGCCCCGGGGCAGAUUGGUGAGAGUAAAACUUGAAUAUGGUGUUAGCCGGAAAGGGUCUGGAAAUGGCGAAAUCCGUUACCGUCCCGGCUGCUGCAGCUCUGGGCAAUCUCAGCGGGGUAUUAAACUCCUCGUUCAGCGGGAGUGGAGGACCGUUCAGAGAGCCGGUGCAGAGACACGGGAGGAAUGGGACCGUUCCGGAGCUGACGACAGGAGAAAUCGUCGCGGUCAGCUUCAUCUUCGGCGUGAUCUGGCUGGUGGCUUUGUUCGGGAACUCCCUGGUCUGCUUGGUGAUCCACAAAAGCAGGAGGACACAGUCAACGACCAACUACUUUGUGGUGUCCAUGGCUUCAGCGGACCUGCUCAUCAGCCUGGUCAGCACCCCCUUUGUCCUGCUACAUUUUACCACAGGGAGGUGGCUACUGGGGGAUGUCAUGUGCAAACUGGUUCGCUACGUGCAGUAUCUGACUCCUGGAGUGCAGAUCUACGUCCUGCUCUCCAUCUGUGUGGACAGGUUUUACACCAUUGUGUAUCCCUUGAGCUUCAAAGUGUCUCGGGAGAAGGCCAAGAAAAUGAUUGCAGCAUCCUGGAUCUUGGAUGCUGCUUUCGUAUCUCCAACCUUGUUUUUCUACGGGAUGGAAGGGGAGACCUGUAAUCUGUUUCUCCCCCAGUCCUGGAGCGGGGUCACCUUUGGCACGGUCCACCUGCUGCUGGGCUUUCUCGUUCCAUCUGUCCUCAUCAUCCUGUUUUACCAGAAGGUCAUAAAAUACAUUUGGAGGAUAGGUACAGAUGGCAGGACAGUGAGGAGGACCAUGAAUAUCGUGCCUAGGACCAAGGUCAAGACCAUCAAGAUGUUCCUGCUGUUAAAUUGUAUGUUCCUGUUGUCUUGGUUUCCCUUUUACGUGGUCCAGAUCUGGCAGCCGGACGAGAUGGAUUCCACAGGGUGUUCUUCACUCUUCCUGUCCAUCGCACUGGUGUCCUUCAGCUCCUCAGCAUCCAAGCCCAGCCUCUACUCCAUCUUCAAUGCCAACUUCAGGCGGGGCAUGAAGGAGACUUUCUGCAUGUCUUCGAUGAAGUGUUACCGUAGCAAUGCCUACACCAUCACCUCCAGCUCCCGAAUGGCAAAAAGGAAUUACAUCGGCAUCACUGACAUCCCAGCCCCCACCAAAACCGCCACCAAAGAUUCAAUAUUUGAAACAUUCGACAGGGAGGCGAGAGAGAAAAAGCUUGCAUGGCCCAUAAACUCAAAUCCUCCAAAUACAUUUGUCUGAGCAGCAUGAUCAGCCUGAAGAAGGGUCCUGACCUGAAACGUCACCCAUCCAUGUUCUCCACAGAUGCUGCCUGACCCGCUGAGUUACUCCAGCACUCUGUGUCUUUUCCAGACUCCAUUUGUUGUCCCCACUGCCCCAAUUGGCGUUGUAAUGUAAACACUAUGAUAAGGCAUUCAACCAACUGAAAAACCAUUCCUCCAAUAAUUCUCCUCUGACAAAAUUUAGAUUGAUGGAAAGAUUGCAUGGAAACAGGCCCUUUGGCCCACCGAGUCCACACCAACCAUCGAUCACCUGUCCACACUAGUUCUAUGUUAUCCCACAUCCACAUCCUACACACCAGGGGGCAAUUUACC